Gekko japonicus is the source of this 573-nucleotide messenger RNA. RefSeq names its product lithostathine-1-beta-like. Lineage: Eukaryota; Metazoa; Chordata; Lepidosauria; Squamata; Gekkonidae. The coding region runs from base 1 to 573 and encodes 190 amino acids. The transcript is spliced from 7 exons. The record is from RefSeq and is a predicted model, not a curated record.
AUGGUCCCCGAUUAUCUCCUAACGACUCUGGAUAUUGAUAUUUUUCCUGACCUUGGGGACCAUUAUUCCACUCAGGAGAACGAGAAGAUGGGAAAGGUUGUCUACCUGGGCCUCUGCCUCCUGGGAUGCCUCAUCUUAGGAUCUAGUAGCACCCCAGUGGAAGUUGCAAACGACGACCAAGUGAACCCCAGGAGUUCUUGUCCUCCUUGGGCAUAUCAGUUCAGACGCAACUGCUAUGAGUAUUUCCCCCAGCCACAACCAUGGUACUCAGCAGAGCUAAAUGUUCAUGAGAUUGUCCACAGAGCUCCUCAGAGCAAGGUGCUAGGGUGUGAACUUAGUUUUGGACACGUGUAUUACAAAUGGAAACAGUCAUUAAUCUGGGAAUGGAGUGAUGGUUCCCCAUACAACUCAGGAUCACCGCUCUGGGACAACCGGAUUCCCAGAAGCACCCUCUCUUCCUUGGAAUGCUUGUUGCUGAUCAACGUCCGGAAUCUAUCAGAUCGUUCCAGAUGGACAGAGCAGAACUGCGAUGUCUCCUACCCAUACGUGUGCAAGUACAAGGUGGACAAUUAG